AUGUCACGCUUUGUAUUGAGCUCAAACCACUUUUUCCUCUACGGCACCGGCGACGGGACCAUCGUAGUACUCGACAUGGGAAGCGACCUCAACAAUCCAGCCAGCUCCUGCGACAACUGGAAAACCGUCGGUAUCAUACCCUGCUUCACUACGUUCGACAACAACUCCGCAAAAUCAAUCAGCUACAAAGAUCUGGAAGUGUACGGGACGGCGAUCGGAGGAUCCACUCUGGAGAAAUUGAGGGCCGAUCUCUUCGACUCUCAGUUCCUGGUCAAUCGGGAAGGCUACCAGGUGAUGUACUACAGCAGCGACGGCUCGAAAGCCAUGGGAGUCGGAAAGUGCUCCUUCUGCAGGCUCAACAAUAUCUUCGGCUGGAGGAAGUACGGUGUGAAGCCGCCGGCGAUCACCAUGAUGUGGAACCGGUACGAUAGGAGCAGCGGCGAGGCGGUGGUGGAUUUGGUGGAAUUGAGGGAGAGGGUAAAGAGACUGGGGGUGGAAGUGGAAGAACAGAGUAAGGAUUAG
This is a messenger RNA of Linum tenue, 522 nucleotides long. The record is from the annotation of a GenBank genome assembly. Lineage: Eukaryota; Viridiplantae; Streptophyta; Magnoliopsida; Malpighiales; Linaceae.